Messenger RNA from Nerophis ophidion (straightnose pipefish), 2792 nucleotides. Its product is annotated as kynurenine--oxoglutarate transaminase 1-like. Lineage: Eukaryota; Metazoa; Chordata; Actinopteri; Syngnathiformes; Syngnathidae. Gene Ontology annotation, molecular function: L-kynurenine:2-oxoglutarate transaminase activity; pyridoxal phosphate binding. Gene Ontology annotation, biological process: biosynthetic process. Gene Ontology annotation, cellular component: mitochondrion; cytoplasm. The record is from RefSeq and is a predicted model, not a curated record. The transcript is spliced from 25 exons. The coding region runs from base 113 to 2581 and encodes 822 amino acids.
UCUUGCCCCGCUCAUAGCGGAAGUGCAGUAUCAAAACAAACCAGUCACCACCCGGCGUCUAAAUCAACACUAACACCCUCAAGGAGUCUCAGGUAGUGGCACAAAACCCCACAUGUAUGCACGCAUUUUACCCUUUAAAGACACUCCUGCGACUGCAUUUAUUGUGAAAGUUGUGCAUGCAAAUCUUCCAAAGACAAUCAUGUCACGAAAACUCCGCGCCAGCAGGACUGAAGGAGUCGAUAAAAACGUUUGGGUUGAAUUUACACAGCUUGCAGCCAACUACAAAGUGGUCAACCUCGGGCAAGGCUUCCCGGACUUUGCUCCUCCUGAAUUUAUUCAAGAUGCCUUCCGUAAAGCUCUGAGUGGAGGUCCCACCAUGCAUCAGUACACACGUGCCUUUGGUCACCCUCCUCUUGUGAAGAUCUUGGCCAAAUUCUUCAGCGGGAUUUUUGCACAUGAGAUCGACCCUAUGGAGGACAUCCUGGUCACCGUUGGCGCCUACCAGGCGCUCUUCUGUGCUUUCCAGGCCCUAAUUGACGAAGGAGAUGAGGUGAUCAUCGUGGAGCCUUUCUUCGACUGCUACCAGCCCAUGGUGAAGAUGACGGGUGGGAAGGCUGUCUAUGUUCCUCUGAGGCCAAGAGUGGAAAGCGGCGACAGCGUCCUGUCAAGCGGCGACUGGGUCCUGUCCGCCGACGAGCUGGCCGCUAAAUUCACCCCGCGCACAAAAGCCAUCGUCAUCAACACGCCCAACAACCCACUCGGGAAGGUCUAUAAGAGGGCAGAGCUCCAGAUGAUCGCUGACUUGUGCGUCAAACAUGACGUGCUGUGCAUCAGUGACGAGGUGUACGAGUGGCUCACUUACGACGCUGCCAACCACGUGAAAAUAGCCAGCCUGCCCGGCAUGUGGGAGCGCACCAUCACAAUUGGAAGCGCAGGGAAGACGUUCAGCGCGACGGGGUGGAAGGUGGGCUGGGCUAUCGGCGCCGGACCUGUCAUCAAUCAUAUGAAGACCAUCCAUCAGAACUCUGUGUACCACUGUGCCACGGCUGCUCAGGAGGCGGUCGCUCGCGGCUUUGAGCGAGAGUAUGAGCUUUUUGGCUCGGCGGAUAGCUACUUCCAGCAGCUGCCCGCCAUGUUGCACCACAAGAGGGAGAAUCUGGCCAAGUGUUUGGAGAGCGUGGGUUUGAAGCCCAUAAUGCCCGAGGGCGGCUACUUCAUGAUGGCGGACAUCUCCUCUGUCAAGGUGGACCUCAACGACCCGAGCACCAAAGACGAAUGCUACGACUUUAGAUUCGUCAAAUGGUUAAUUAAAGAGAAGGGUUUAGCGACCAUACCCGUGUCGGCCUUCUUCAGUCCAGAGCACAGCAAAGAGUUUGACAAAUACAUCCGCAUCUGCUUCGUCAAGGAGGACGCCACCUUGGAGGCAGCACAGGAUAUCCUGAGAAAGUGGAGUCGGGGAGAAUACAUGUCUGACUCGAUACCUGCGAAGAAACCCAAAAUGAUGUUCACUCAGCCCGAGGAGAAGGUGGACUGGAGGAAAAGGAAAGUGUUAUUAAAGGAAGCCAAGAGGCAAAGGAAAGCCGCCAAGCUCAUCAAACAGUUGGAAAGGGAGAAACAGGCUAUAGAGAAAGUGAAAAUUGAACAGGAGCAGAUACUUAAAGGUCGUCCUUACACCGUGACUGUGGCUCUACCCGGUUCUGUCCUGGACAACGCUCAGUCGGCCGAGCUUCGGACCUAUCUGGCGGGACAGAUCGCACGUGCUUGUGUUGUUUUCUGUGUGGACGAGAUCGUCGUGUUUGACGAGCAUGGGAAAGAUGCCAAGACUGUGGAAGGAGAGUUUACCGGUGUUGGCCGGAAAGGACACGGUUGUAUUCAGCUUGCCAGGAUACUGCAAUACCUUGAAUGUCCACAGUAUCUGCGCAAGAUGUUCUUCCCAAAGCAUCAAGACUUGCAGUAUGCAGGAUUGCUGAACCCUUUGGACAGUCCCCACCACAUGAGGAUCGAUGAGGAAUCGGAAUACCGAGAAGGCAUCGUCCUCAACAGGCCACCGAAAGCAGGAAAAGGCUCUUUUGUCAACUGUGGGAUGAGGAAGGAGGUUGGGAUCGAUAAACAUCUGCAGCCGGGUCUGCGAGUCACUGUGCAGCUCAACAGCACACAGAAGCCAGAGAGCAAAAAUUUCAAAGGGGUGGUGGUGGCUCCUCAGGUGCCCAGGACCCAUGGCGGUCUCUACUGGGGUUACACGGUCCGCCUGGCGUCCUGCCUCAGUGCAGUGUUCACAGAAAGUCCACACAAGAAAGGCUACGAUCUCAGCAUCGGGACGUCUGAAAAAGGCAGCCACGUAGAUGAGACCAAGCUGCCGCCAUUCAAGCAUCUUCUGUUGGUUUUCGGAGGCCUCGAAGGCUUGGAGGCCAGUUUGGACGCUGACCAAAACCUGAACGUGACAUGUCCCAGCGACCUCUUUGACCACUACAUCAACACGUGUCCCAGUCAGGGAAGCCGCACCAUUCGCACAGAAGAAGCCAUUUUAAUUUCCAUGGCAGCGCUGAGACCGAAGAUAGCUGCAGCCUUUUCCAAUAGUUAAAAGAAUGGAGUAAGAUAUUUAGGACUGCAGUGGGUACAGGAGAGGGAACAAUGUCAUCUAAUUUGUAUAAUUUACAACUUUUAUGGGCGCUGUAAGAGACAAAGUGGGCAAAAAACGUCCAAAGAACUGUUUGCUACAUUUUUUUUUUAACAGAAAUCUGGAUACGGGCUAAAUUUUGCUAAUAAAUAAAUCCACCAAGUUUGCAACUCUC